AUGUCGACCGAAGCGUUUCAAGCGGCGCGGAUAGCCGUCGAUGACUGCCACAAGAACGAUCCUGCCUAUCUUGCCCGCACUCGUGAUCACUCAUCUGAGCACGAUGCAACCAAGAUCAAGAUGGCCAAGGUGGACGAACUCACCUACGCCGACAGCAUGGAGUAUUGGGCCUCGCAUCUGAUCGGUUUGCGACUCGAGACGUCGGAAUACCAAGAGUUCGCAGCACUCGUCUCACCCUCUUCCACGUCCGAUGUCAAAUCCAUCGUUCGGACCGGCGAGCUUCUGCGCAUCGCUGCACGAUGUCAGCAUCUGGAACGCUUCCUCACUCCACGCUCUUCCUACCCCGAGGGCAAAGCAGGAUACCUCAAGUGGAGACGAGAUUUGUACAAGAUCCAGGCUGACCGCGCCAAGCAGUUGCUCAUGCAAGCCGGCGUCGACGAAUCAAGCGCCGACUGGGUUCACAAGUGGGUAAGCAAAACCGAGCUGCAUCCAGGAAAGCCUACGGGUGAUUUGGGAACCCAACUCCUCGAAGACGCUGCAGUGCUUGUCUUCCUUCAAGACGAGUUAGAGUUGUUUGCGGGACAACAUGAAGAGUAUACAGAACAAAAGUUUGUCGACAUCAUCAAAAAGACGUGGCGCAAGUUGAGCGAAUUGGGCAAGCAGGAAGCAUUGAAGUUGAGUAUGCCCAAAGGACUGGAGCCGAUCGUAUUGAAGGGCAUCGCUGCGCUCGAGGGCGGAGAGCAGAAGUCACAAGAAGGCUCUAGCACACAGUCAAUCGGCUGCUCUUCAUCACUAAAGAAAAAAACCUCAUCAUCAGCGUCGAUCAUGCAACCUCGAACUCUGCGACCAGAAUCUGCCGCUGAAGCAGAGGCGAUUCUGGCUUCGCUUCCCGAAGCCUCUGGCUCGGACGUCUUCGGAGCACGCCUCUUGACCACCGACUCGGAUAUUUGGUCUCACAAUGCGUGGGAUCACGUCACCCCACCAGCGUCGUACUACGACCAGGUCGCAGCGACCCUCGCUCGUCAAGCUGAGACCAAACUUACGCUGGAGGAGGCAUCUUCUUACCAUGCAUCGCCGGCCAAGUUUUGGGAUACGUUUUACUCUUCGCACGAGAAUCGGUUCUUCAAAGAUCGCAAAUGGUUGCACUUGGAGUUUCCCGAAUUGGUGGCAGCGAGCUAUGCGGAUGCUGGGAAAAAACUUGUCUUGGAGGUAGGGUGUGGUGCAGGCAACACGGUCUUCCCACUACUCCAGAUCAACCAGAACGAAAAGCUGGUCGUACAUGCAUGCGAUUACUCUCGAGAAGCAGUGACGGUAGUCCGUUCCAAUCCGCUCUACGCUUCGCCCCCUGGCGGUGCCACCUGUCACGCUGACGUAUGGGACCUUUCCAGCCCCACCGAGUUACCUCCAUCCCUGAAACCCGGAUCUGUCGACAUCAUCGUUCUGAUCUUUGUGUUUUCCGCCUUGCAUCCAAACGAGUGGUCUCAAGCUGUAAGCAACAUUAAAUCCUUGCUUAAACCCGGCGGAGUCGUGCUCUUCAGAGACUACGGAAGAUACGAUUUACCUCAACUGCGAUUCAAGAAACGACGCAUGUUGGAGGACAACUUCUACUUGAGAGGUGACGGUACGCGAGUCUACUUUUUCGAGCCUGAACAGCUCUUCAGUAUUUUCAAUGCUGAGCCACAAAGCACCACCACCAACACCACGACAGAAACCGAUGCACGAGUCCAAGAGGACAGCCUGAAUCCUACCUCGAAAGGUGCCGGCGAUAGUGCUCAAGAAAGCAUAGAGACAGCAGUAGUGCAAAAGGAACAAGCCAAACGAUACGACUUUGCAACCACACAGAUGGCUAUUGAUCGUCGAUUGAUCGUGAACCGUAAGGAGAGGAAGCAGAUGUACAGGAACUGGCUACAAGCAAAAUUCCAACGUCUCGAUGAGACGUCUGCUUAG
This is a messenger RNA of Mycosarcoma maydis (corn smut), 1947 nucleotides long. RefSeq lists its product as uncharacterized. The coding region runs from base 1 to 1947 and encodes 648 amino acids. Lineage: Eukaryota; Fungi; Basidiomycota; Ustilaginomycetes; Ustilaginales. Gene Ontology annotation, molecular function: tRNA (cytidine-N3)-methyltransferase activity. The transcript is spliced from 2 exons. The record is from RefSeq and is a predicted model, not a curated record.